This is a messenger RNA of Trichoderma reesei QM6a, 1116 nucleotides long. RefSeq lists its product as uncharacterized. NCBI's taxonomy places the organism in Eukaryota, Fungi, Ascomycota, Sordariomycetes, Hypocreales, Hypocreaceae. The transcript is spliced from 2 exons. The record is from RefSeq and is a predicted model, not a curated record. The coding region runs from base 1 to 1116 and encodes 371 amino acids.
AUGUCUCUGGCCGAGCAUCCCCAUCCUUUCCGAUGGACGCAAAGGGCUUACUUUACAGACUUUAUUGAACAGCAGCUCGGCACCAGUACCUACAGCCUGGAUGAGGAGAAAGUCAAAAAUCUCAUGCUGCAAGUGGGCACAACUAUCCCAGGGGUAGAUUCGAGUGAGAGGGUCCGCAUAUUCCCAUGCUGCAUGCCUGGAUCUAAAGGUCCCCACCUACACAACCUUCACGGGCACGAGAAGCCUUCCAAGAUAGCCCUUGCGCUGACUGGGCUGCCAGAUAUCAAACUCAUGGGCCUUGAUUCCUACGCGCACCCACAUGAUAUGCUCGAGGGGUAUAAGACGAGGUUGGCCUUCAAGCCGCGUUCCCUGAAGCACCUCCUCCUAGUGUCGGGCCCCCUCCAAAGCUCGCAGAAGCAUGCCAAUAAAUCAGAUCUCAAGAUGGCCCCAUUAUGGUCCACGGUGACAGGCGCAAGAGGUUGUUGGGGAUUCCUUGGAGGUUCUGCUCCCAGUGGUCCUCCGCCCAUCCCUAUUCAGCGCCAAAGCAUCCUACAUCUCGAAGACGAGCUUCCACCCGCAAAGUACCGAACCUAUAUGCACCAGGCGCGAGUCCACUACGAUAAGGUAGCAAGCUAUGUGCAUGCAACAGGCAUUGCCGAUAUGAGGAUAAAUAAGAAUUGGUUCUUGACACCGCAUGGGAUGCUGCCGAUUACAGAAGACGACUUGUUGCGAGCGGUCCCCACGGCCUGGAGUAUUUCUACGUCACGCCCAAUCGCGGCCCUGGAGGAUACCAAUGCAGCUGUUGAGAUGGCUCCCCGACAGGCAAGGCAGUGGACGAGUCCGGCAGGGAAUGUGGACGGGGCAGUUUUUGACGAGUUGCUGGCCCUGUUUACUAAGAUUCCAGAGGGGGCACACUGUUGCUGGCCCGCGGCACUUGAUGUGUUAAGGGGCAUGAAGAGGGAGGACGUCAGGACUGAAGACCUGUUGGCCAUUCGCUGGAAGAAUGUCUUACAAGAUAUGGCUGCAUUAAGCCCGGGCCCUGAGGAGUGGCUUAAGGAUUUGAAAAAGCUGGCAGGGAAGUAUUUGGAGGAGACCAAAAAGAAUAUGAAGGACUGA